GUUCUAGUCUCUCCGCUCUACCUCUUUCGGCCACAGAUGCAUAUUAGUGCUGUUUUUGCUGCUUCAAUAAAAUCCAUGCGUGCUGUCUACACAUCGCAAUUCGAGUUAUUAGAACGCCCAAAACCCUAGAAACCGUCACGGAUUUGAUCGUCAAGAAUCGCUUUAACCCGCGCUGGUUUUGUGGUUUGGGAGCUUGAGGGCUUUGGAAUGAGUUCCUUCUCCAUCACGCGUAAGAAAACCCCUUUCCAGAAGCACAGGGAGGAAGAAGAGGCGAAGAAGAAGAGAUCAGAGGAUGAAACAGCUAGAUUGUAUGCUGAAUUCCUAGAGUCAUUUCAAGGCGAUAGCACACCUGGUUCAAAGACUUUUGUUCGCGGGGGGACUAUCAAUCCCAACGAUAAAUUUAAGUCUGAUUCUGAAGGUGAAAAGUCCAAAGAUGGGUUAUCUGUUCCAAAGAAGGGAAGUAGAUAUGUACCAUCUUUUAUACCUCCUCCCAUGGCUACAAAGGGAAAGGAAUCUGAUAAGAAGAAGGAGGAUGAUAGGCCAAAGGAGAAGGAAAAAGGGAAGGCUCGGAACAUAGAUAAUUUCAUGGAGGAGCUGAAGCAUGAACAAGAGAUGAGGGAGAGGCGAAAUCAGGAACGUGAGCACUGGGGUGAUGGGCGUCACAGUGAAAGUUCUGCUCCACCUAGUCGAUUUGAUGAACUGCCUGAUGAUUUUGAUCCAAGUGGAAAGCUACCUGGGUCAUUUGAUGAUGGUGAUCCACAAACUACGAAUCUUUAUGUGGGCAAUCUCUCACCUACGGUUGACGAGAAUUUCCUUCUGAGGACUUUUGGUCGAUUUGGGCCUAUUGCUAGUGUCAAGAUUAUGUGGCCAAGGACAGAAGAGGAGAAAAGAAGGCAAAGAAACUGUGGUUUUGUAGCUUUCAUGAAUAGGGCUGAUGGACAGGCUGCAAAAGAUGAAAUGCAAGGAGUUGUUGUUUAUGAAUAUGAGUUGAAGAUUGGAUGGGGUAAAUCUGUUGCUCUUCCAUCCCAAGCGCUACCUGCUCCGCCACCAGGACAUAUGGCCAUCAGGAGUAAAGAGGGUGCCACAGUAGUUUUGUCUGAUCAAUCGGGCCCGCCAGUCACUUCCAUCCCAAAUCAGAAUUCUGAGCUGGUGCUAACACCAAAUGUCCCUGACAUAAUCGUUGCUCCACCCGAGGAUGAACAUUUACGACAUGUGAUCGAUACAAUGUCUCUAUAUGUUUUGGAUGGAGGAUGUGCUUUUGAACAGGCUAUUAUGGAGAGGGGUCGUGGAAAUCCUCUUUUCAGUUUCUUGUUUGAGCUGGGGUCAAAAGAACAUACCUAUUAUGUUUGGAGGCUUUAUUCGUUUGCUCAGGGUGAUACUCUUCAAAGGUGGCGAACUGAACCUUUUAUCAUGAUAACUGGCAGUGGAAGAUGGAUGCCACCCCUGCUGCCAACAACAAAAAGCCUAGAGCAUGAAAAGGUGUCUGGUUCUACAUAUGCUGCGGGAAGAAGCAGGCGUGUGGAGCCGGAGAGAACGUUGACUGAUCCCCAGAGAGAUGAAUUUGAGGAUAUGCUUCGUUCUCUAACAUUGGAGAGACGUCAGAUAAGGGAAACUAUGGGUUUUGCAUUGGACAAUGCUGAUGCGGCAGGGGAGAUAGUUGAAGUGCUGAGCGAAUCUCUGACACUUAAGGAAACCCCUAUUCCAAGUAAGGUUGCGAGGCUCAUGCUUGUGUCAGAUAUUCUUCAUAAUAGCAGUGCUCCUGUGAAGAAUGCAUCUGCAUACCGCACAAAGUUUGAAGCAACUUUACCCGACAUAAUGGAGAGCUUUAACGAUUUGUAUAUAAGUAUAACUGGAAGGAUCACUGCUGAGGCCCUUAAGGAACGAGUACUGAAAGUUUUACAAGUAUGGGCAGACUGGUUUUUGUUUUCGGAUGCAUAUGUGAAUGGAUUACGGGCUACUUUCCUUCGAUCUGGGAGCUCGGGAGUUGUCCCUUUUCAUUCUAUAUGCGGUGAUGCACCAGAAGUAGAAAAGAAGACUAGCUCUGAAGAUCCCCGUGAGGGGGUUAAGAUCAAUCAAGAUUCUGCAUUGGCCAUGGGCAAAGGAGCAGCUACUCAGGAGCUGAUGAGUCUUCCCCUUGCUGAGCUGGAAAGACGUUGCAGACAUAACGGAUUAUCUCUUGUUGGUGGUAGAGAAAUGAUGGUUGCACGAUUGCUAAGUCUAGAAGAAGCAGAAAAACAGAGGGGAUAUGAACUAGAUGAUGACUUAAAGUUUUCUCAGAACCAUUCGGGUUCUAGUAGGCAUUCAAGUGGCAGAAGCCAAUUCUCUGUUGAACAAGAUUUGGCGGGAUCGUCAGGUUGGAAUCAUUAUGGUGAGGAUGGGUUGCAGUCACAAGGCCAGGUCUCAGUUCCUCUGGCUACAACCAUUCCGAUUCCGCAGCCUGAACUAAAACCUUUCGCAAAGAAAGAGAAAAGUGAUCCUCUUCUACCGGCCUCUAAAUGGGCUCGAGAUGAUGAUGAAAGUGACGAUGAACAAAAGAGAAGUUCUAGGGAGUUAGGGUUGAGCUACUCCUCUUCUGGUAGUGAAAAUGCUGGUGAUGGUGCUGGUAAGGCUGACGAUGUUGAGUUAGCAACUGAUGCUAGCAUUCCAUUGCAACCUGACAGUGGAAUAAAUGAAGAGCAGAGGCAAAAGUUGAGACGUUUGGAAGUUGCCUUGAUAGAAUAUCACGAAUCGCUUGAGGAGCGAGGAGUCAAGAGUUUGGAGGAAAUUGAGAGGAAAGUGGCUAUCCAUCGGAAACGGCUACAAUCUGAGUAUGGUUUACUGGAUUCUAAUGAAGAUAUUACAGGAAACAAGAGAACAUCAUCGGAAAGGAAGGAUUGGCUGGAUGAUGCACGUGACUCGAAAAAGCGAAAUCGUAGCCAGAGUAGAAGUGAAAGCCCUUCAUUAAAAUCAACGAACAGGGACCGUGAUAGGGAAAAUGAUCCUGACAGAGACCGGGAACGUGAAAGGAACUGGGAAAGAGAAAGACCUCAUGAUUCAGAAAGUGAAAGAGGGAGGAACAGGGACCGAGAUCGACGUGAAAAUAGUGGAAGUCGAGAUCGAGAUGAUCAUGACAGGGACAGAGGCAGGGAAAGGAAUAGGGAUAGGAGACGACGAAUAAAAUGAGUGUGGAUGUCGAGGCACUAACCGAAGUACAACAUUGUAGGAGUUGGAGCUAGCCUGAUCGCUGGCAGAGCAGCUUACACUCGGCAGAGUUGGUCUUUUGGUUUUGAUUUGAGAAGUGACAUUAAAAGCAUCGUGAAUGCUUUAGAAGCUGGAGAUGGUUCCUGAAUCUUGAAUCUUACUGUUCCUUGUGAUUUUCAUACUGGACUCUGUUUCCAGUCACAAUCUGUGGAAAAGAAAUCUAUGUUAGUUAGCUUAUGUUACCGUCAGAUUUAUUUUGAUCUCAAUGUUAAAAGUAUCAGUACUUGUUAAUGGUUAUGCAAGAGCCCGUUGAGUUUAUUUUUU
This is a messenger RNA of Tripterygium wilfordii, 3504 nucleotides long. RefSeq names its product protein RRC1-like. Lineage: Eukaryota; Viridiplantae; Streptophyta; Magnoliopsida; Celastrales; Celastraceae. Gene Ontology annotation, molecular function: RNA binding. Gene Ontology annotation, biological process: RNA processing. The record is from RefSeq and is a predicted model, not a curated record. Gene Ontology annotation, cellular component: nucleus. The transcript is spliced from 18 exons. Bases 208 to 3162 code for a protein of 984 amino acids.